AUGGGGGACCUUUAUUUAACUGAACAAGGAACGUGUGAUGGGGAGGAACGCGUGAACUGCCUGAAAACAGAGGCUGCAUUCGGCUGUGAUGAGCAGGCUCCCAAGACUUCUGAAGGGUGGGUAACCGCAGCUGGACAGAGACUCCUCACCACCUUCCUGCAGAAUUAUGAACCUGGCUACAGCUCAGCCCGCCUCUACCUCCUUCUCUCCAGUCUCACCAACAGCCCUGCCACUAUUACCAUCCUAAGCCAGGUGACCAAGACCUCAAAGACUGUUGUUGUGAGUACAGGAUAGACAGUCACAGUCAAUGUCAGCAGUGCAGCUGAAAUGACCAAUAAUGCACCUUUCCAUCAAGCUGUCGUAAUCAGCUCAGACCACGCCAUCACAGCACAAGUGGUCAGUGCGAAGCCAAACACAGCUGAACUGACAAUGGUCUGCCCUGUAGAAAUGCUGGGCACUGAGUACUUGGUGCUCACCCCUCCAGAGACCUCAGUUUACAGUGUCAGCUAGGAGUUUGCAGUUCUGGCUGGUGCUUCUGUCAGCAUCAAGCUGAAGGGCAUGGCCACUUUCCAGGGCCGGUUCCAUCCAGCAGGUAGCGCUCUGGCUGUGGAGCUGGGGCCCUACGAUGUAGCCCAGGUGUAGAGUGACCUCAGUGGUUCUCGGGUUGUGGCCAAUACCCCCAUGGCCAUGCUCUCUGGCCAUCGCUGUGCCCAGAACCACAUGUCCUACAAUCAUGUGGUCGAGUGGCUGCUGCCUCAGACUCACUGGAGAGCCUCUCAUGCAGUCCCUGCCAUGUCGUCCUGGGCUCACUAUGAUGUGGCCUAUGUAGUGGCUGGUGAGACCGCACAGUUGACUUUCAACCACGGGGGCACCACUGGCUCUCAGGGGCUCCAGGAUGGUGAUGUGGUUGAAUUUGAUCUCUAUCCAUCCUACCUACUCUGCAACUCAGCCAAUGCCGGCAUCCAGGUCCAUUUCUUCGGUACAGGGGCCAAGCGAGGGUCAGUGACCUACAAUCCCUUCCUGGCUGUGAUCCAUUCAUCCUAUGUGAUUAAGGCAUCUGGGACUGAGGGCAUUGCCCUACUGGUAGCAAAGACAGCUGUUGUCAGAGACGUCACUAUAGAUGGUCGGACUCUGAGAUCAAAGAUCACUUGGGCAUCUGUGCCCCGCAGUGAGUUCUCCUAUGCAGAGGUCAGUUUUGGGCAGACAAAUGGCAGGACACACAGUGCUGAGGCUGGAACUGCCUUUGGACUGCUGACUCUUGGGCUGGCUCCUUCUGUGGGGUUUGGGACAGCAGCUACACAUGGCCAGGUCCCCGUGACCACAACGGAGGCCUCUUGCUCCGGGGUCAAGUGUGGGUCCCAAGAGCGCUGUCAGAUGGUGAAUGGGAAAGCAGUGUGCUCAGCUGCCUCAACAGCCACGUGUCGGGCCGAGGGGGACCCACACUACACAACUUUUGAUGGCCGUCACUAUGACUUCAUGGGGACGUGCUCGUACACCAUAUCUGAGCUGUGUGGCUUUGAUGACACCCUGCCUUCCUUCAGUGUGGAGGCCAAGAACGAGCAUCGUAACAGCCGGAAGGUGUCCUAUGUGGGCCUGGUGACCGUCAGUGCCUACAGCCAGGUGGUCGCCUUGGUUCGAGGGGAACAGGGCUUUGCCCGGGUCAACAACCAGAAGUCUCUGCUGCCAGUGUCCCUGAAUGAUGGGAAGCUGCGGGUGUUCCAGAGUGGGUCCAAAGGUGUGAUAGAGAUGGAUUUUGGUCUCCGCGUCACCUACAACUGGAACGCCCAGCUGACUGUGACCCUGCCAUCCCGCUUCCAGAAUGAGGUCUGUGGUCUCUGCGGGAACUACAACGGGGAUCCCUUGGAUGACUUCCUCACCCCAGAUGAGAGUCAGGCGGCCAACGCAGUAGAGUUGGGCGAGAGCUGGAAGCUGGAUGAUGGUGACCAGUUCUGCUCCGAGGACUGCCAAGGAGGCUGCCCUAGCUGCACCCCCGACCAGACCCAGAACUACAAGGGUGACCAGGUCUGCGGGAUGCUGAACCUGGCAGAAGGCCCCUUUGCCCUCUGUCAUGAUAUCCUGGACCCAGAGUCCUUCUUAAACGACUGUGUUUAUGACCAGUGUGCUACUGGUGGUGACCGGCCCAGCCUCUGCCAGGCCCUGGAUUCCUAUGCCACAGCCUGUCGGGAGCAGGGGGUCUCCAUUGGGGACUGGAGGACUCCUGCUGGCUGCCCAAUGACCUGCCCUGCCAACAGCCUCUACUCAGCCUGCAGCAAUGCCUGUCCAACGACCUGUUUCGAAGCUUCAGCCCCCUCGGAUUGCGAUUCCCGGCCAUGCGUGGAGGGUUGUGUGUGCAAUCAGGGUUUUGUGCUGAGCGGGGAUGCCUGUGUGCCCACCUCGGAUUGCGGCUGUCAGUACCAGGGUCUCGUGCUGGCCCCCGGGGGCAAGGUCUGGGGAGACAACUUGUGCAAGCAGCUGUGCGUGUGCAAUGGGAACACCCAGCAGGUGCAGUGCCAGGACACAGGGGGCUGUCCUACUGGGGAGCGCUGCCAGGUCCAGAAUGGGCUCCGAGGGUGUUACCCAGAAAGCUAUGGGACGUGCCAGGCCUCGGGGGACCCCCACUACACCAGCUUUGACGGGCGGCACUUUGACUUCAUGGGCACCUGUGUCUACCUGCUGGCGGGGUCUUGCGGCCAGGAUGCGGCACUGCCCGACUUCAAGGUCCUGGUGGAGAAUGAGCACAGAGGCAGCCAGGUGGUGUCCUACACCAGGGCUGCGCGCGUACAAGCCCGAGGGGUGGAGGUCGCUGUCCGAAGGGAGUAUCCUGGCAGGGUCCUGGUGGAUGGGGUGCUACAGUACCUGCCUCACCAAGCAGCUGAGGGCCAAGUUCAGGUUUUCCAGAGUGGCUCUAAUGCCGUGAUCAGAACUGACUUUGGCCUGACAGUCUCCUAUGAUUGGAAUGCCCUGGCAAAAGUCCAGGUUCCAAUCAGCUACGCCAGCGCUCUCUGCGGCCUCUGCGGGAAUUUCAACAAUGACCCCAAGGAUGACUUCACCCUGCAGAAUGGGAGCCUCGCUGCUAAUGCCUUGGACUUCGGGCAGAGCUGGCAGGAGGAGACGCUCCCUGGGUGUGGGGCUGUUACUCCAGGAGAAUGCCCGCAGCUGGAUGAUCUGCUGGCCCAGCAGUCAGAGAGCAAGAAGGAGUGUGGGCUCCUGAAGGACCCAGAGGGGCCCUUCCGGGACUGCCAGGCCAAAGUAGACCCUGAGGACUUCUUCCAGGACUGUGUGUAUGACAGGUGUCUGCUGCCUGGUCAGUCCGAUGUGGGCUGUGAUAACCUGGCUGCCUACGUAGCUGCCUGCCAUGCCGCUGGGGCCACUGUCCACUCCUGGAGGAGUGACCAAUUCUGCCCUCUGACCUGCCCUGCACACAGUCACUAUGAAGAAUGCUCCCGAGGCUGCCCAGCAUCCUGUAAUGACGUCUCUGUCCCUGGGGGUUGUGGCUCCGAGUGCCAGGAGGGCUGCGUGUGUGAUGACGGGUUUGCUCUCAGCGGUGAAGACUGCAUCCCCCUUGCCGAGUGUGGCUGUCUGUUUCAGGGUUCAUACUAUAUAGUGGGCCAGUUCUUCUACCCUGGCCCUGACUGUGACUACCUCUGCCAAUGUGGGGAGGCGGGCAUUGUCACCUGCACUCCCUCCACCUGUGGGACCCAUGAAGACUGCCAGGUGGCCAAUGGUGUCUUGGGCUGUGUGGUUGUGGGCUCAGCCACCUGCUCAGCCUCUGGGGACCCCCACUACACCACCUUCGAUGGGAAGAAAUUCGACUACAUGGGUACCUGUGUCUACACCCUGGUCCAUACCUGUGGUUCUGAGACUGACUUAGAGGACUUUGAAGUCCUGGUGGAGAACGUGGCCUGGGGCGAUGGCACUGUCAGUGUCACUCGGGCAGUGACUGUCAUUGUGGCUGGUGUCACCUUGGUGCUGGAGCAAAAUCAAUGGCAGGUCAAGGUAGAUGGAGUGGCGCUGAACUUCCCUGUGGUCCUGCUUGAUGGCCGUGUCCGAGCCUACCAGAACGGAAUGGACGCUGUGAUUGAGACCGACUUUGGUCUGAGAGUGGCCUAUGACCUCGCCUACUACGUCCAGGUCACUGUCCCUAGCAGCUACCACAGCAAGCUCUGUGGCCUGUGUGGGAACUACAAUGGGAACCCGGAGGAUGACUUCCAGAAGCCUGAUGGCGAGCUGGCCACUAACCCUGGAGCCUUCGGAGACUCCUGGGAGGUAGCUGUCCCUGGCUCCCCCUGCCUCCCUGUCUGUAACCCCGACUGCACUGAAAAUGUCGAGUGCAAGCCUGAGCUGGCUGAAACCUAUGAGCAGGAGCGGUACUGCGGUUUCAUCACCAGCACCGAGGGGCCCCUGGCUGCCUGCCGCACCCUGGUCAGCCCCAGCGGAUACUUCGAAGAUUGUGUCUUUGACCUCUGCCUGGGCGGGGGCGGUGAGGACAUCCUAUGUAACCACAUUCAUGCCUAUGUGUCAGCCUGUCAAGCUGCCGGUGGCACUGUCCAGUCUUGGAGGAGUGACAAGUUCUGUCCUUUGGAGUGCCCUCCCAACAGUCACUAUGAGCUGUGUGCAGACACCUGCUCCCUGGGCUGUGCGGCCCUGAGCGCACCCCUCAACUGUCCCAGCACCUGCUCAGAAGGCUGCCAGUGUGAUGUGGGCUUUGUCUCAGAUGGCCAGGCUUGCAUACCUGUCCAGGACUGCGGCUGCUACGUGGAUGGCAGAUACUAUGAGCCCAACCAGUCUGUGCUGCUCCACAACUGUACCCAGCAGUGCAUGUGCCAUCCCGGGCAAGAUCUACUCUGCCAGCACCAUGAGUGUGCUACUGGCCAGGAGUGUGAGCCCUCAGGAGGCCUCCUGAGCUGUGUGACCAAAGAUCCAUGCCAGGGUGUGACCUGCCUGGAACAGGAGACAUGCCAAGUUCAGAACGGCCAGGCGGUCUGCGUCCCCAACUACCAGGGCACCUGCUGGCUGUGGGGUGACCCCCACUAUCACUCUUUUGAUGGCCAAGAAUUUGACUUCAUGGGCACCUGCUCCUAUGUCCUGGUAGUCCUGUGCGGGGGGUCCUCUAGCCUCCCCAACUUUACAAUCACCACCAAGAAUGAACACAGAGGAAACCCUUCAGUUUCAUACGUGCGCCAGGUCACUGUCUCUGUCUAUGACACCGACAUCUCUAUCCACAGAGACGAGAUUGGCCAAGUUCGGGUGAAUGGUGUGUUGACCACUCUUCCAGUGAGUAUAGCUGGAGGGCGCCUCUACGUGUCCCAAGGCCCAGGCAUAGCUGUGCUGGACACCGACUUUGGCCUCCGCGUCACCUAUGACUGGGACUGGAGAGUGGAGGUGAUCCUGCCCAGCAGCUACCACGGGGCCGUGUGCGGGCUGUGCGGAAACUUUGACAGUAACCCUGCCAACGACAUGGCCUUUCCCAAUGGGACCCUGGCACCCUCCAUUUCCAGCUGGGGCGGCAGCUGGCGGGUUCCCGAGUGGGACCCUUUCUGCUGGGAUGAGUGCCAAGGGGACUGCCCGACCUGUGAGGAGGAUCAGCAGGAGCUGUACCAAGGUCCUGACUUCUGUGGGCCCCUGGCCCCUGGAGCUGAAGGCCCCUUGUCUGCCUGCCAUGCCCACAUCAAGCCCGAUAACUUCUUCACUGGCUGUGUCCUGGACGUCUGCCUUGGGGGCGGCUCUCGGGACAUCCUCUGCCAAGCCCUGGCCUCUUACGCGGCCGCAUGCCAGGCUGCUGGCAUCACCAUUGGAGACUGGAGGACCCAAGCCGAAUGCCCUUACCCUUGUGGGGCAAAUAGCCACUAUGAGCUGUGUGGUACAGCCUGUCCACCCAGCUGCCCAGGUCCAAAUCCCACCCCACCAUGCUCUGGAAACUGCUCUGAGGGCUGCCAGUGUGAUGACGGCUUCAUCCUGAGUGGCAGUGCCUGCGUGGCCCUCGAGGGCGGCUGCGGGUGCUGGGCGAAUGGUACCUACCACGAGGCCGGGGCUGAGUUCUGGGCCGACACCAGCUGCUCAUCUCUGUGCCGCUGCGACCCUGACCAAAACCAGCUGCUCUGCUCCCCGGCAAGCUGCGGGACAGGCGAGGAGUGCGCCAUCCUGUCCACAGGCCUCCUCGGCUGCCGCCCCCUCAGCAGCGUUGUAUGCCAGGCUUCUGGUGACCCCCAUUAUACGACCCUAGAUGGCAGGUUCUUUGAUUUCCAGGGCUCCUGCGAGUAUCUCCUGAGUGGGACUUGCGCUGACCCCAAGCCCGGAAUAGAGACCUUCUUUGUCACUGUGGCCAACUCCCACCGUGGGAACCAGGCUGUCACAUACACCCAGGACGUCACACUGCAUGUGUAUGGCCAUACCUUUGCCCUCAGCAGCUCCUUCCCCCGCAAGCUGAAGGUGGAUGAUGAGCUGGUGUCCCUGCCCUUCCAGCUGGACACAGGCCUCCAGGCAUACCUCAGCGGCUCAGACGUGGUGAUAGAAACUGCCUUUGGCCUGAAACUGAUCUUCGAUGGGGAUAGCUUGGUCCGGCUGCAGGUCCCCUCUCAGUACGCCGGCGCUCUGUGUGGGCUCUGUGGGGACUACGAUGGGGACCCUGAAAAUGACCUCACUCCCAAGGGUGGCGAGCCAGGCGAUGACCCCGUGGCCUUUGGCAACAGCUGGAAAGUGGGAGGCGAUGAGGACUGUGGUGUUUGCUCUCCCAGCGACUGCCCAGACACCUGCAGUGAGGAGGACCAGGCUCAGUUUGGAGGCCCCGAGGCGUGUGGGCUGAUUUCAGCUACUGAUGGACCCCUUGCGUCUUGCCAUGACCUUGUGGAUCCCACCCCCUAUUUCAAAGACUGCUUGCUGGACACCUGUCAGGCCCAGGGCCAUCCCAGCGGCCUCUGUCCUGCCUUGGCCACCUAUGUGGCCGCCUGCCAGGCUGCUGGUGCCCAGCUGGAUGAGUGGAGGCGGUCAGACUUCUGCCCCUUCUCCUGCCCUGCUGACAGUCACUAUGAGCUCUGUGGCGACUCGUGCCCCAUAAGCUGCCCGGAACUGUCCGCCCCUCAAGGCUGCGUCUCGGCUUGUCGUGAGGGCUGUGUGUGCGAUGCCGGCUUCGUCCUCAGCGGGGACACCUGCGUGCCUCUAGGCCAGUGUGGCUGCCUCCGCGAAGGUCGCUAUUACCUCCUGGGGGAGACCUUCUUCCCAGGGGAUGACUGUGAGCUGCGCUGUGAGUGUGGCACCGGUGGCGUGGUCACCUGCUAUGAGGGGUCUCCCUGCGGGCCUUAUGAGGAGUGCCGCCUGGAGGCUGGUGUCCAGGCCUGCUACCCGACGGGCUGUGGGCGCUGCCUGCUGUCCAGCAGCAUUCACUACGUGACCUUUGACGGCCGGGUCUUUGAUUUCUACGGCUCCUGCUCCUAUGUGCUCACCAAAGUGUGCCAGCCCCUGCCUGGCUACGAGAACUUUACCAUCAUCCUGGAGAAGGACGCCAGCGGAAACCUAGAGCGCCUGCUGGUGAUCGUGGGUGACCAGACUGUGAGCCUGGGCCGAGGCCUGAAGAUCACUGUGGAUGGGGAGCUGGUGGCGCUGCCCGUGACUGCUGGUUCGGUGACGCUGACCCCGGAGGGCCAGAAUGUGAUCCUGCAGACGACCCAGGGGCUGCGGCUUCUUUUCGAUGGAGAUGCCCACGUGCUGCUCUCCGUGCCCAGUCCUUACCAUGAUCACCUCUGCGGGCUCUGUGGGGACUUCAAUGGCAAUUGGAAUGAUGACUUCCUCCUGCCAGAGGGCACCGUGACCUCAGAUGUAGACACCUUUGGGGCAGCCUGGCGUGUGCCAGACUGCUUCGGGGACCUGACCUGUGGGGAGGGGGCAGAGGCAGGUUGCUGCCCUGUGUGUUUCGCGGAGGAGACAGCUCCUUACGAGAGCCUUGAGGUGUGUGGGCGGCUCAAAGACCCUGAGGGCCCCUUUGCCGCCUGUCAUGCAGUGCUCAGCCCCUCAGAAUAUUUCCGCCAGUGUGUGUAUGACAUGUGUGCCAGCCAAGGUAACACCAGCUCCUUGUGCCGCAGCCUGGGCACCUACACCGCAGACUGCCAGGCCGCUGGGGUCGCUCUGCAGCCUUGGAGGAGCGUUAGCUUCUGUCCACUCUGCUGCCCGCCCCACAGUCACUACUCGAUCUGCAUUUAUGGGUGUGAGGCCUCCUGCUCUGUGCUCUCUGGCCUAGGGGGCUGCACCACCCGCUGCUUUGAGGGCUGUGCUUGUGACCAAGGGUUCCUGCUGUCCCAGGGGGUCUGCGUGCCUUUGAAGGACUGCGGCUGUGUUCACCAGGGCAGCUACCUCCCGGGUAACUCAUCCUUGGUGUCUGAGGAUUGCUCUCAACAGUGCACGUGUGCGCCAGGAGGUACGCUGAGCUGCCAGGCCAUGAGCUGCCCCUCGGGGAGCGUGUGCCAAGUUCAGGAAGGAUCUAGAGGCUGCAAAAGCCCCGCUGGCAUCAGCAAUCAUAAGACAUCAUCAGACUCCUAA
Molecule: messenger RNA, 8529 nt
Organism: Trichosurus vulpecula (common brushtail)
Lineage: Eukaryota; Metazoa; Chordata; Mammalia; Diprotodontia; Phalangeridae
Gene: FCGBP
Product: Fc fragment of IgG binding protein
Molecular function (GO): protein binding
Source: RefSeq, a predicted model, not a curated record